Messenger RNA from Sorex fumeus (smoky shrew), 1283 nucleotides. It is a transcript of the gene NOL12, whose product is annotated as nucleolar protein 12. The transcript has 6 exons. Gene Ontology annotation, molecular function: RNA binding. Lineage: Eukaryota; Metazoa; Chordata; Mammalia; Eulipotyphla; Soricidae. The coding region runs from base 24 to 656 and encodes 210 amino acids. Gene Ontology annotation, cellular component: nucleolus. The record is from RefSeq and is a predicted model, not a curated record.
CGCGCCGCCGAGGUGUCGCCGCCAUGGGCCGCAACAAGAAGAAGAAGAAGCGCGACGGCGACGACCGGCGCCCGCGGCUCGUCCUCAGCUUCGACGAGGAGAAGCGGCGGGACUACCUCACCGGCUUCCACAAGCGCAAGGUGGAACGGAAGAAGGCGGCCAUCCAGGAGAUCAAGCAGCGGCUCAAGCAGGAGCAGAAGAAACUGCGGGAAGAGCGACAUCAGGAGUACUUGAAGAUGCUGGCGGAGAGAGAGGAGGCUCUGGAGGAGGCAGAUGAGUUGGACCGCCUGGUGACCGCCAAGACAGAGUCGGUGCAGUACGACCACCCCAACCACACGGUCACCGUCACCACCAUCAGCGACCUGGACCUCUCGGGGGCGCGGCUGCUGGGGUUGCCCCUGCCGGAGCAGGAUCCGGAGGGAGAGACGCCCAGUAAGGAGAAGAUGGCCAGAGCCUUGCCCCGCAAGUCCAAGGACCCCCUGCUGUCCCAGCGGAUCUGUUCUCUCACGGCCUCGCUGCACGCACACAACCGCAAGAAGGUCAAGAGGAAACGUGCCCACCGGGCCCCGGACUCCAAGAAGCCACCCAGCGCCACGAGGACCAGCAAGACCCAGCGCCGCCGGCUGACGGGCAGAGCCCGGCACAGCGGGGAGUGAGCCCCGGUCACCGAACGGCUUCCUGGCUUAUCCCACGGGGCCUCUCUCCCCGGGGCCCCAUGAGCCGCCAUCGGUCCCCUGACUCUGCGCUGAGAACCAGCCCUGGGCCCCGCCCGCUGUCCCGUGGCAGACGCAGACUUCGUGGGGUGGGCCAGGGACCAGGAGGGCGCCCAUCAUCCCCCCGACACUUAAGCCGAUGGGUGGGAAAGGGAAGUAGAGGGGGGUGAGGGUGGGGGGACACCUGUCUUAAACCUCAUAUGGGCUCAUGUUCCUGAGUGUGGAACAAACCCUAAGGACUGGAGAGUGGGUGAUGGGGUGAGAAUGUUCACUUGUCUCGCGUGUGUUGGGAUUUCAUUCCAGACAUCACCAGGAGUGAUCCUGAGCACAAAGCCAGGAGUAGUCUCUGAGCACUGUAGGGUGGGCCCAAACCCCCUUCCCAAGUUCCUUUUAAAAUAAAAUUCAGACCGGAGCAGUAGUACAGCGGGUAGGGCGUUGGCCUUGCACGUGGCCGACCCGGGUUCAAUCCCUGGCACCCCAUGUUCUUGGUCCCCUGAGCCCAAGAGGAGUGACCCCUGAGCACUGCCAGGUGUGACCACCAAACCAAAAAAUAAAUGGAUAAACUCGUGA